AUGGUGCUGUUUCCUCCAAUCGUACUUUCCAGUUGUUCAGCUCACAUUACUAUUCCCUGGGAAAGAGGUUUGAAAGUACCUAUGGUAUUGAGCAGUGUUCAAGAAUUGGGGGCAUUAUUCUUUACAAUUCUCAAGUUUGUCGAUGCCUUGUUCGGCCGAGCCAAUUCGUUCAAGAAAUAUAUUGAAGGGAAACGUGAACCUUUAUUUAAAAGUUUGUUGCAACAAGCGAAUGAUGGUGAUCAGGAGUGUGUAUUCAAACAUUUACACGAGCGAAAGCAAGAGCUGGGACUCGAUGAUGCUGAUCUAAUAGUCGCUGCAGAUCCAGAAAGCUUUAUCCCUGAAAGAUUCCAAACCAUCGAGUCCGCUACUCAUGGUAAACUCGAAGAUCGUGACCCUUUUCAUUUCGGUUGGGGAAGAAGAGCCGAGGUACAAUUGCUUAAUGUUUAAACCCGGGUACUUGCUCAAUGCACCUUAUUACCACCUGAGGACGGAUCACUCCAGAUCUCGAUGAUUGCCGAGAUGGUGGCAUUGCCGUUUUGCCUCCUCCAUACAAGGCACGCUUCGUUCGCCGCUGCAGCCAAUAAAAUAACCAUAUACAUGUGUGCUUCAUUCUCUUUCUCAUUUUCAUUUUAAAAAAAAAAUACAUGACUGUCCCGCAACUCUCUUACUGAAAUAUCAUUGACCUCCAAUGAAGGAAGCUGUGUCAACGCCAGUCUUUAAAAUCACGACCUAAUAAUCGUUUCUGGCUCCGUGACGCUUAUUGUCUAUAAAAUCUGACAUAAAGCGGCCGAUCGAAAUCGACA
Zychaea mexicana is the source of this 803-nucleotide messenger RNA. RefSeq lists its product as uncharacterized. The record is from RefSeq and is a predicted model, not a curated record. NCBI's taxonomy places the organism in Eukaryota, Fungi, Mucoromycota, Mucoromycetes, Mucorales, Lichtheimiaceae. The transcript has 4 exons. Bases 1 to 447 code for a protein of 148 amino acids.